Mya arenaria is the source of this 5232-nucleotide messenger RNA. Its product is annotated as transportin-3-like. Gene Ontology annotation, biological process: protein import into nucleus. Gene Ontology annotation, cellular component: cytoplasm; nuclear membrane. Lineage: Eukaryota; Metazoa; Mollusca; Bivalvia; Myida; Myidae. The record is from RefSeq and is a predicted model, not a curated record. Gene Ontology annotation, molecular function: small GTPase binding. The coding region runs from base 229 to 3012 and encodes 927 amino acids. The transcript is spliced from 26 exons.
UUUUUCUUAAAAAUCACUUAAAAACAAAGCGAUCACUUAUAAUAUAUUUAGUAAAUUCAGGGAGAAUUAUUGAAAUAAAAACACUAUAAGCAUUUCCCUUUUAACAGAUAUUUACCUUAUUUGACAUACAAAAUAAAUUAUUAACGCCUGUCCUAACUUUUUAAACGGACACACUUCCUGUUUUGGACAUUUUGAGAAUAUAGGCCUUUUAAAGGCAAAUUGAGAAAUAUGGAGAGUCCUCCGUCUCUCGAGACGGUUCACCAAGCUCUCCAAGCUUUAUAUAACAAUCCAGAUGUUGUUGGCAAGGAAAGAGCGUCAGUAUGGCUGGGCGAACUGCAGAGAUCCGUGCAUGCAUGGCAGAUUGCAGACCAGCUCCUUACUUCACACCAGAGCCUGGAGUCCUGCUACUUUGCUGCACAGACAAUGCGAACAAAGAUUCAGUACGCAUUCCAUGAGCUACCUACAAAUGUUCAUGAGUCUUUGAGAGAUUCCCUACUAGAGCAUGCUGGGAAGGUCACAGCAGACACUGCGCAUGUCAUUGUGACACAGCUGAGUUUGGCCCUUGCUGAUCUGGCGUUACAAAUGCCAGUAUGGAAAAAUAGUGUCCAAGACCUGGUUCAGAGGUUCGGUUCCAACCCUAGUCAGUUAUCUUUCCUGUUGGAAGUUUUAAUCGUUUUACCAGAAGAGAUCAGCAGUCGGUCGCUGCGUCUUGGAGCCAACCGGAGACAUGAAGUGAUAGAAGAACUUAAGGCUGCUUCACAAGUCGUUCUGGAACUCCUGAAUGGUUGUAUGGAGAACAUGUCCGAUGACACCCAGAUCAAGACGAAGGUCCUCAAGUGUAUGAGCAGUUGGUAUAACAUAGACGCGAUUCCGGAACAAGUCGUACACACUGCACUCUUCAUGGCGCCAUUUAACUCCCUGGUUAACAAAGAGUGUACGAGUGGACUACAUGAGGCAGCUACAGACUGUAUUUGCAGCGCCCUCUACUGUGUGGAGGAUAUAAAUGCCCACCCUUUGAAAGCAGAGGCCUUGUUCAAUGCUGUACUACAACUGGCAGAUCCAUACCAUCAAACCGUGGCGGAGGAGGACAUUGACAAGUCCUUGAAUUACUGCAGAAUAUUCACAGAACUCGCAGAAUCCUUCUUGGAAGUUAUAACAACAACACCAAAUAAGGGUUUGGGAGACUUCAGGGUUCUGGAGCUGCUGCUAAUGUGUGUUGGCCACCAUCAAUAUGAGAUUGCGGAGGUGACAUUCAACUACUGGUACAAGCUGUCCGAGGACCUCUACCAGAAGAACACUCCUGAGCUAAAUGAGGUGUUUAAGCCAUUCAUACAGAGACUGAUCAUUUCAUUGUGUCAGCACUGCCAGAUGGACCCUGAUCAUGAGGGAACCCUGGACACAUCAGAUGACUUCUUUGACUUCCGAAUGCGGGUGUCAGAACUGAUCAAAGAUGUGAUAUUUAUUGUUGGCUCUUCCACGUGCUUUACCCAUAUGUUUCAAAACCUGAAGAACCAGACCUCAGAGACGACUUGGGAUGUGUCCGAGGCGUCCCUCUUCAUUAUGCAGGCAGUAGCGAAAAACAUUCUCCCGGAGGAGAGUGAGGUUGUACCCCUGGUUGUGCAGGCUGUUAUGUCCAUCCCGGCCACCGCCCACAUAGCUGUACGAUACACCACCCUUCAGCUACUAGGAGAACUCUGUGAAUGGAUAGAAUCUCACCCAAGUGUCAUUGACCCAGUAUUACAGUAUUUGAUGGCUGGCCUACAGGAGCCCAGGCUUGCCUCAGUAGCGGCCACAGCAUUACAGAGUAUCUCCACAAUGUGUAAAAGCCACAUGAAAUCUCACUGUGAAGGCCUCAUACAGAUAGUACAGGCUGUAGAUACCUUUAACAUCUCAAAUGAUGCAGCCACUGGCCUACUUAAAGGCGUGGCAACCAUACUUGCCACGUUACCCCAUGACAAGUGCACAGAGGGUAUGAGACAGCUUUGUAGCUUCCAGACUGUGGGACUUAACAAGUUUUUAACUGAAGGAUGCGAAGCACCCAAACAAGGAGCCGCGGAUGACCCAACUGUGUUACUCGACCGACUAGCAGCUGUAUUCAGAUAUACAACUCCUAUGGUAGAGAAUGGAUCUGUCCAUCCCUGCUUACCUGUGAUACAAGAGGUGUGGCCAGUACUGGCCCAGGCUUGUAACAAGUACCAGGCCGAUGUGAGGAUAGUGGAGCGGUGUUGUCGGUGUAUACGGUUCGCUAUCAGAUGCCUGGGCAAGUCAUCAUCACCACUCCUUCAACCCCUUGUGCCUCAGAUGGUGAGCCUGUACCAGGUACACUCGCACUCCUGUUUCCUGUACCUGGGCAGUAUCCUCGUGGAUGAAUACGGCUCAGACAAGGACUGUACACAGGGGCUCCUAGAUAUGUACCAGCACUUCUGUCCGCCAACAUUUAAACUGCUAGAAGAACAGAAUGGCCUACGAAACCACCCAGACACUGUGGACGACCUAUUUAGACUCAGUCUGAGAUUCAUCCAGCGAGCGCCGUUAGCAUUGCUACAGAGCGUGGCAGCCAAGCCUGUGUUGAUGUGUGCAAUAGCCGCCUGCUCUCUCGACCACAAGGAUGCGAACGCUUCUGUAAUGAAGUUCAUCACUGAGUUUGUAAAGGCUGCCACUCAUAAAGAUGAAAAGGAAGACUUUGAAGCUCGGAGCGGACUGGUGAAGGGUCUGUUGGUGGAGCAUGGACAGGCACUUGUCCACUCCCUUAUCCACUCGAUUGUGUUCUGUCUGCCCACGUACAUGUGUGCUGAGAUCUCCGAGGUCAUCUAUGAGAUUAUGCAAGUCGAUAGGGCUACGUUCUGUGUGUGGUUGGAGCAUGUCCUGAAAGCCUUGCCGAAUGAGGGAACCCCCGGUGCAAUAAAAGUCACUCAUAAACAAUUGACAGACUUCCAUAAGGCAAUUACGAUCGCUGAAAAAGUGACUCAAGUCUCGGACGCGUUAAGAGAAUUCUCGAGACUCUACAGAUGAAACUAGUGAAUUUUAGUGUUUUUUAUAGAAUUCUGUGGUUGUGCAAAAUAUAGUUUUGCACUUGAUCUUCUAAUUCUGAUAAGUGAUUCUCAAGUUUUCUUGGCGAUGGAUAAUCUGAUAAUCUGCCAGCGCUGGAUAAUCUGGUGUUUCCUACUGUGAUUUCAAGUUCGAAGAUUCGACCACCAAACGAGCCAUACACCAUAGACAUCAUGUUUGUCGGUUUUACAUGGUUAUUUCCUGGGAGUGUUUUAGCUUUUUUACCUGAAAGAAGUUGAUAUACUCGUCAUUGUUUUAUAGGUUUUAAAUCAAAACUUUGUGAAACGUCUCUCUUUGAAGCUAAAGUAAAUACGCCUUAUAACAUAAAACCUACCCUUUUGUAAAAUAGAAAAAAUGUAAAAUAAUGGAACAACAUUGAACAAAUUACAUGCAUCUAAUAUGUAUUAAUUAUGAUUGGGUUCAAAAUAAAUAUGGGUAUGAAUAGUGUAUUGUUGUAUAAAUGACUUGUAAGGCAAGAAAAAAUCAUGAAAAUUACAGAAAACAAAAUAUUUAUUAAAUAUGUAUAAUUGGUUUUCUAUUAGUAAAUACAUGUAUGCAUGCAGAUUUAGUCAUUAUUGUGCCUCAUUGAGAUAGUGUUUUUGUUUAAAGUAAACACAUAUACCUUCAUUGGCACCAACUUUCAUGUCUAUCCUUUUUUACAAGUUGUAUGAUCUUGUUAAGUUUGUAUUUUGGAGUGUGUGUGUGUAAAAGUUCCAUCAAUGUGCAAUAGAUGUGUUAAUGGGUUUAUGGCAUUAGGUGAAGAAUAGUCGACACUUCAAAAUUACACACUUAAUUCUGAUAUAUAACAUUCAGAAAAAUUAUGAUUUUCUAAAACAAGCCUGGAUGCUACUUAUUUAUAUAAUGAUAAUUUUAUAACCCACAUGUCCCCAAAUAUAUUAAUGUAUACCAAAACACAGGUUUUUCUAUAAGCCUAGGAUUAAUUUUUUUGGCUUGCUGGUUCUAAUUUCAAUCUUUGAUGUAAUGAUGUGAAAUAUCAAACAAUGGAAUUGUACAAAACUGUUACGUAUAUAGCAUUGUACAUGUAUAUUUUCUUAGAUCAUGUGUUUAAUGGAAAUUCUAUGUUCAGGGACAUGACUGUUGUCUUUAAUAAAUGCACACAUUUCGAAGGUUUAGCUUAAAACAGAAGUAUUUUCUUUAAGCUUUAUGUGGCAUUAUUCCUGUCUGGCACUGAACCCUCAAUUUGUGCUGGUAGCUAAAUACCAAGUCAUUUGUGCUAGUGAAAUUUAAAAUAAUAUUACUGUUAAAUCAAGAAAUUCUAUAAGUUGUUAAUGCAUGAAUAUAAAUGUAGGGGCUAUCCUUUCAACGAGUGUGCACUGUACAACAAACAUUGACAUUUUUAAUUGCAAAUUUCUAAAACUUAAACUAAUAAUGUCUAAGCCAAUAAAUAAAGCUAAUAGCUUUUAAAAAGAUAUUAUGAUUACUCAGAAAUAUCAAUUUGAAACAGCAGUAGUGCGAUAAGUGUGUUUACAGGAUGGCCACAUGGUUUUGAAAUUAUACCAUCAGGAAAACAUCAUUAAAUUGUGAUUUUUGGUGGCUUAUGGUUAAAUAUAGUGUUGUAUAUGUAUUUCACUGCAUUCAAGCUACAUUUAAGGCAUUCAAAGUAUAAAUACAUAGAAUAGUUUUAGCUCUGUUAAACUUUCAUUUGUUGAAUACAUCAAACUGUGUGGUAAAAAAAAUCAGCAAUUAAGCUUUUUGGCUUUAACAUGUAUGACAUAAUAUUAGUCAUUGUUACUUUCAUAAGAUAAAAAUUCAGAGUAAUCACAAAUCAUAUUAUGAUGUUUAAAUAUUAUCCUGUUAUCAGCCGUAUAUAAUCUCAAUCUUGCAAUGCAAUUCGUGCGUCUAUUUGCAUCGUCUAGCUAUUUGUUGAAAUUUUAAUCAUGCACUUUUGUUACUUGUGAAAUAUUUUAAAAUUCAGUUUUGUUUUAGUUCUUAACCUAUCAAAUAUCUUUCUUUUCUCUGCUGAACAACCAUGGAGUUAUAUGCAACAGAAAUCUAGUUAAUGUACAAUCAUUAUACUAUUCCUAUUGUGCUGUAGUAAAUCAUGUACACACUAUUUUACAUUUUAUACAAGCUUUGUUUUAUGCCAGUAUCAAAAUCACGAUGCCGAUACUAUAUGUCUUGGCAUACAGUCAUAUAGUGAAAUAAAAUUUUAAAACCUUCAAA